AUGAAUUCUAAAUUGUGCGGACUACCGCGUGUCAAUCAGGCAGAGGCUAAAGAAGAAAACUCCGACGAAUAUAUUUUUUGCUCUCGCUGCUGCUUCAACGUGUACGAGUAUUGUUCGAUACAUGGUCCUUUACUGGUCAUACCGGAUGACGAGGUACCAAAGCAAUGUAACUUACCGUUGCGCAUUCCAAAAGCUGCGUUCACCAUACCAAGUAAAUUUCUGCACCUAGCCCCUUCAGCCAUAUCAGACUCUGGUGUCGGGGUGUUCGCGACUUGGCCGCUGCCGGCCGGCGUACGCUUCGGCCCUUACCGAGGGCGGAUCACGCGAGGGAUCGGUUCCCAGUACUGCUGGCAGAUCCACAGCAGAGUAGGUCCCGCCUACGCAGUGGACGCGGCAGACGACGACCACGCCAACUGGAUGCGCUACGUGAACUGCUCGCGGAACUGGCAGCAGCAGAACCUUCUCGCUUACCAGUACAGGGGGCAAAUUUAUUACAGGUCCAAUGUGCAACCUCGUCGCGUAUAUCCAAUCCACAGCAGAGUAGGUCCCGCCUACGCAGUGGACGCGGCAGACGACGACCACGCCAACUGGAUGCGCUACGUGAACUGCUCGCGGAACUGGCAGCAGCAGAACCUUCUCGCUUACCAGUACAGGGGGCAAAUUUAUUACAGAACCAUUAAGACAAUACCUCGGUUCGGCGAACUUUUGGUGUUCUACGGCAGCGAGUUUGCAUGGUCGCUCAAUAUCGAUUUGACGAUAUACAAUUCUAAUAAACCUGGCUAUGACGACGCAGAUAAAUCUAAGGCAGCCAUGGAUGGCACGCGUGCUAAAUGUCAAAAAACGGCCCUGUUUACGGAGAACAAACCCGAAAUCUUUGACAAAUUUGGUUAUAAUAAUUUACAAGCUGUGGACCUCAAGUGUACCUCGUCGGACAACUGCACCGAUUCCUGGACUCCACCGAGAGGCGUGGGG
Molecule: messenger RNA, 972 nt
Organism: Iphiclides podalirius (scarce swallowtail)
Lineage: Eukaryota; Metazoa; Arthropoda; Insecta; Lepidoptera; Papilionidae
Source: the annotation of a GenBank genome assembly